AUGGAACCACUUGACAUGGAAGUAGUUGAGUUGGAAGCAGUGGAGUUCGAAGGAGUUCCUUCUUGUGAGGUCAACACUGAUGACGUGGAUAAUAUGGACAAUAAUGUUCCAAAACUGCAGAUGUCUUUCGAUACAAUAGAACAGCCCAGUCAAAGAAACGAAUGCCCUGCUGGAAUCACAGUUUCUCUUAAAGAAGGAAGAUGGUAUGUAGGGACAGUUGUCACCGAACACAACGAUGACAUGUGUCCGAAGAACUCAAAUCUUAUUCGUGGUAAUCGAAAACUAAAUAUGCAUUCGAAGCACACUCUUACCAUGAAUGAUGAUGCUGGUGUGCGCAUUAACAAAAGCUUCAUAUCAUUGGUUAAUGAUGCUGGUGGAUAUGAAAACAUACAGUUCAUUGAACGUGACGCAAGAAAUUAUAUUCGGCAGCAGCGAAGGAGUUUUUGUAAGGAUGGAGAUGGGCAAACACUUCUAAAAUACUUUUCAAGAAUGAGAGAAUUGAACAACGAAUUCUUUUAUGAGAUGGAAAUGGACGAGCAUAACAGAAUUUGUAGUGUGUUUUGGGCUGAUGCACGCAGUCGUGCAGCUUGUGUAAAUUUUGGUUAUGUUGUCUCAUUCGACACAACCUACCUAACAAACAAAUAUGACAUGUCGUUUGCUCCAUUCGUUGGAGUUAAUCAUCAUGGUCAUUUGAUAUUACUUGGUUGUGCUUUGAUUUUAGCUGAGGACACUUCAACAUUCACAUGGCUAUUUACUUGUUGGCUUAGAUGUAUGUCUAACAAGCCUCCGAUUGCUAUCGUCACAGACCAAUGUAAGGCAAUGUCGAAUGCCAUAAAAGUUGUGUUUCCAACCACAAAUCAUCGUUGGUGCUUGUGCCACAUAAAGAAGAAAAUACCAGAAAAGUUACAAUCGUACAAAAAUUAUGGACUCAUGAAAAAUNAACUAAAGACUCUUGUGUAUGAGUCAUACGAAAAUUCCCUACGACAGAAGGCCCAAAAAGAAAAUGAAGCUGAUUUCGCGUCAUUGAAUUCCACAAUACCAUGUGGAUCUCAAUCUCUUAUUGAAAGACAAUAUCAAAUGGAGUACACACAGGCUAAAUUUGUGGAAGUUCAAAAGGAUAUCAGAUCAAGGAUGAAUUGCUUCAUUAAGAAUAUGUCCACAGAAGGUUGUAGGACUACAUACAAUGUCAAAGAAGAGUUCAUUUGGGAGGGGCAAUGUGGUUCAAAAUUCUAUGUUGUUGAUUAUGAUUCUCUCUCAACCGAUAUUCAUUGCAGUUGCAAACUUUUUGAGUUUAGAGGAAUCUUGUGUCGACAUUGCUUAUUGGUCCUAGGCCAGGAAGAUGUGCGUAAUGUACCAACAAAAUAUGUUUUACACCAUUGGAGUAGAAAUGUACGUAGAAGACACACUUUGAUAACAGCAUCUUACAACAACUACACUCAAGAACAUAAGAUGCCGAGAUACCAAACUUUGUGUAAAUGUUUCUAUGACAUCGCGGAGGAGGCAUGUCAUUCUGAGACUGCUUGA
This is a messenger RNA of Vigna radiata var. radiata (mung bean), 1524 nucleotides long. Its product is annotated as protein FAR1-RELATED SEQUENCE 5-like. Gene Ontology annotation, molecular function: zinc ion binding. The transcript is spliced from 3 exons. The record is from RefSeq and is a predicted model, not a curated record. NCBI's taxonomy places the organism in Eukaryota, Viridiplantae, Streptophyta, Magnoliopsida, Fabales, Fabaceae. The coding region runs from base 1 to 1524 and encodes 507 amino acids.